ACUGCUAGGAUUCCUACUGAUCGACACCGAGGAAAAUCCUCCCUUCAGACGGUGACACCAUGCCGACGCAGUGUGCCUGAAUGACCUCAUGGCGAGCUCAUCCUGGACCCGGCAAAAUGGAAAUAUUAAUGGGCGCGCCUCCAUUGGCUGUUGGUUGUCGUCUCUUCCACUCUGCCGGGCUUUGCGGUGCAGGCCUGAGGCAUCGACAUCCAUCCCGGGCUGUUCUCGUAUCAAAACCCGGUAUCGAUCGGUUUCUGCCGGAUCUCCUUUGCAUGCCUGACCGACUUGCUAUCCGUCAUCCAUGGAUGUACCUAGGCCACAUGCUCCCGGGGUGUGACGCGGACUCGAAAUGUCGGUGUUGGUUGGGCAGAGAAUCUUGGGUUGGUCCGAGUGUGGCGUCUAUUUUUGUCCGUACGAAGGAGACACUAUUGUGACAUUUGAUAAGGUAGUUCUAUCGUGAGGACCUACCUAUGUUAAAAGUUUCUUUUAUAGAAGUAGUAAUGAGCCGCAGUUCUUAAUCAUAUACAUCGUGAGUGUCUGUCAGGUGUUGAAUGCCUGAGGCUUACUUUCAAGGUCGAUCUAGUAUGGCCAACACGAUAUCACCACACCACGCAACACAUCUACCUAUGAAGCAAUCAUUGCAUCUUAGUUCUGAGCAUUAAGAGAGCAAAA
Molecule: messenger RNA, 672 nt
Organism: Aspergillus steynii IBT 23096
Lineage: Eukaryota; Fungi; Ascomycota; Eurotiomycetes; Eurotiales; Aspergillaceae
Exons: 1
Coding region: 81-434 (117 amino acids)
Source: RefSeq, a predicted model, not a curated record